This is a messenger RNA of Dreissena polymorpha, 8632 nucleotides long. Its product is annotated as ankyrin repeat and KH domain-containing protein 1-like. Gene Ontology annotation, molecular function: protein binding. NCBI's taxonomy places the organism in Eukaryota, Metazoa, Mollusca, Bivalvia, Myida, Dreissenidae. Gene Ontology annotation, biological process: intracellular signal transduction. The coding region runs from base 65 to 1348 and encodes 427 amino acids. The transcript is spliced from 2 exons. The record is from RefSeq and is a predicted model, not a curated record.
GCUAACUAGGGCACGUGUUGUCUGCAUGUAAACAGUGUGGCCAGAUAUUGGAGUGCAGGCCACAAUGGGGGACAGAAUAUUUGAAAAUGACCUGGUUAUAAUAGAAGCAAUUGAAAAAAAUAACGUUCUGCUGACAAGAAGCCUAAAGGAUAGUGAUUAUGACUUCAACAAAGCAAUUCCAUAUCAAAACUCUGUGGGGUCCUCUUCUAUUCUGCCAGUGAGUUUAGCCUGUGCCUGGGGAAGUGUGGAAAUCGUAAAAUACCUUAUUGACAUUGGCGUGGACGCAAACAUCCCUGGUACUGAUGGAAAACUGCCUAUACAUUACACUUGUGAUUCACAAGAACGUGCCGAUGAACGCAAAGCUGAAUGCACACGAGCUCUGGAUAUUCUAGUCAGGAAUAACUGUGAUGUCAAUGCUGUUGAUAAUAUGGGACGCACUGCUCUAUUCUUAGCCUGUGAAGCUGAUGACGUGGAGGCAGUUCGUCUUCUCGUUCAAAACUCUUGUGAUGUGAAUAUACAGAGUGUCUUUGGAGAUUCCCCAUUAAAAAUUUCUUGCAGAAAUGCAAAAUACUGGUCAUACUGGCAAGGCAAGGAUCCUCACAGUAGUGAAAAAAGGGUUAAUGCCUCCAACUUUCCACCUGUGCAAAUAACUAAAAUGCUACUACAAGCCGGAGCAGAUUUGUCAGAUGCAACUAUGUUGCCGACUGCGGUACAGCUGGGUGACAUUCAGAUGGUGCAGGAACUAUUGAUCCUUGGAAUGGACAUAAACAUGCUGGAUGAGAAUAUGUGCACCCCACUGGGCAUUGCCUGCUCUUCAGUGCAUGUGAGCCCAUGUAUGGUCAAGCUACUCCUCGACAGCGGGGCUGAUGUUAACAGAGGCGGUGGAUGGAAACGACAGAAGCCAAUCAUAUUUUCCUAUGUACACAACUCUGUAGAGAAACUCAAAUUGUUGUUGUCCUAUGGAGCACAAAUGUCCCGUGAAGAAAUGACAGAAAUGGUCUCCCUAACGUUAUCAAAAUCUAUCUUAGAAAAUCCAGAAGUGAUUGGUCCAAGCAGUAAAGAGCUACUGUCAUGGAGACUGCUGAUGCUGCAUGGUUUUACCCCUGUAGUCAUUGGCACUGAGAUUCAGAACAAAUUGAGCCAACUGAGUAUCUGCAGCAGCUUUGAUAAGAUAUCACCAUGGUUGUGGGGCAUGCUGUUCCCAGUGCGAUCUCUCAAAGAGAUUUGCCGUAUCAGUAUUCGCAGCAAUAUACAGACACCGAUAGAUGAAAACCUUGUUCAUCUUCCUAUUCCAAAUAGUGUGAAAGAGUAUUUGAAAAUCAAUGAGAUCCGUAAUGGGGAUCUUUAAAUGGCCUCACAACAUACAUGUGCAUAUUUAAAAUGAUUAAGUUUUAUAGUAUACAUUUUUAAAUGUUUUUUUUCAAUGUUAUGUUGUUAUUUAUUUAACAGGCAUGUCUUGUUAGAAAAUUAAUAUAUUUAAAAAAAGAUGUGACUGUAGAUGUCAAUUGUAUGUAUUCUAACUAUCCUCUAAAAAAUCAUAGUCAUAUAAUUAUAACUUUUGAAUAAUGAAAACUUCUGAUAAAAUACGUAAUAUUUGCUACUUGUAAUAUUAUUAUUUUAUGCCUAGGAAUUCAUAAAGCACAAGUGUUAAGCACAAAUUAUUUGAUAAUAAGCAUCUAUACUCCUUUGGUUGUUUGAAAGCUAAUUAUUUUAAGAAAAAAUAUUUUGAAUUUAAUUCUCACAUGAUCUUUGUCACAUUUUAAUAUAUUUGAUUAAGCUUUUGAAUGCUAACACUAUUUAAAUAUGCUCUAAUAAUUUGUUAUGCCCAGGAUCGAAAGAUCAGGGGUAUAUUGUUUUUGGCCUGUCUGUCUGUCUGUUUGUCAUUGUGUCAGUCAGUCAUUGUGUGUGUCAUAAAACUUUAACCUUGGUUAAACUUUUAUAACUUUAACAAUAUUGAAGAUAGCAACUUCAUAUUUGGCAUGCAUGUGUAUCUCAUGGAGCUGCACAUUUUGAGUGGUUAAAAAUAAAGGUCAAGGUCAUCCUUCAAGGUCAAAGAUCAAAUAAUUAUUGUUUUUUUCUUUCCUAAAACUUUAACCUUCGUUAAAGUUUGGUCAUAACUUUUUAAGUAUUGAACAUAGCAACUUGAUAUUUGGCAUGCUUGUGUAUCUCAUGGAGCUGCACGUUUUGAGUGGUGAAAGGUCAAGUUCAUCCUUCAAGGUCAAAGGUCAAAUUUAUGGCUUCAAAGCGGCGCAAUAGGGGGCAUUGUGUUUCUGACAAACACAUCUCUUGCUUGAGACAUACAUUUGCUCUUGUUUCAUAAUUAUAUUGGUAUCAUAUUGAAUGAUGCUGAAUGCAGGGUUUUCCCUUCCUUUUAUUUGAACAGGCCAAAUAAAAAUUUGAACAGGCCAAGCAAGGCACUCCUGCUAGGGGGGUCCGGGGGCAUGCCCCCCCGAAAAAUUUUGAAAAUCUAGACACAAAAUGGUGCAUUUUGGGGGGGUUUGGACAGAAAUUUUAGAGAUGAAAAUUACUUGUUUUUUUGUGUAUCACUUAUGGAAUUUUUCUAACUUUAUUCAACUAAAAGUAUUGUUUGAAUAAUUUCUUUCAUGCAUUUUCAUCGAGAUUUUCAUCAAUACAAACCUUUCUGACGUUUUGAAGGCGCUGUCACACUGAAAAAAUCUCUCAGGGUUCGUUUCAUUUUGAGAAAACCAUGUGGUUACGAUUUUUGUAGUUAUUUGCGUACUCAAAAUAAUCAGCCAAUGAGAAGCGCCGUUUUGUAGUUAUUUGCGUACUCAAAAUAAUCAGCCAAUGAGAAGCGCCGUUAUAAAUUAUACUUGUUCGGUAAAACGUACACACGGAAGUAUAAAGAACAUAAACAAAACGAUGUUAAAUCGAUGUUUUCGCUUGUUUAAUUUCGUCUUUUCUUAACUUUAACAAUUACAUCGAUCAAAGUUGCAAAACCUCUCAUUAUUUUUUUUUGUUACCAGCAUUUGAACCGGCCAGAAAAUCGAUUGAACCGGUCAAUUUGGCCGGCGGCCGGUUCUUAGGGAAAACUCUGGCUGAAUGGCAAGUUACAUUCUUAAAAACACAGACAAGUUAUGUUUGAAUAGCCCUUAAGUCUUUGCAAAACUGGCUUGACAAUGGCAAUAAUCUGCAUAAGUAUGUUUGAAAAAGCUGCCAGUCCAAAUACAUGUACAAAGUGACAAACCAAAACAGGCAUGUACAUCUUAAGCUUUUAUUAAUGAUAUUUUUCUGAUAUUCUGAUACUUAACUGGGUAACACAACAUAACAUUAUAAAACAAAACAAAAAUCAUAAUAAUUCAAAAUAAACAUUAUUGAUGGCAACAACACUUAUUUCAAGGCAGUAAGUAAAUGUACAUGUAUCUUAAGAAUAAAAUUCAAGAUAAAAUAUCUUAUAACAAAAGCUUCUUUGGUGUAUUUACAGAUAUAUUAGAAAUUACUAAUAUUAUGUCGGAUGAAACUAAUAACGUGGAAUUUAUAUACAUAUGGAUUUAGAUAAAAUAUACGUUUGAUGUAAUUCUUUCUUAUAUAAGUGUAAUAGAGGCAUACACAUAUAAAUGGUAUCCAUAGUGUUAAGAAUGGCACUAAUGUUUUAUUAUUUCAUAUUUUUCCUACUGCAUUUUGAUUGACAUUUUCCAAAUUCAAUAUGCCAGUCCAAUUGUAAUUUUGGCAGCCAGGACAGGCAAUUUUGCAAGACUGCAUUGACACUUUGUGUGAAUAUUGUUGUAAAAUGUUUAAUGUAAUACCUGUUUUUAGCUCACCUGAGCACAACAUGCUCAUGGUGAGCUUUUGUGAUCGCCUUUUGUCUGUUGUGCGUCGUCCGUCAUCAACAUUUUGCCUUGUGAACGUACACUCUAUAGGCCACAUUUAUUUCCAAUCUUCAUAAAACUUGGUCAGAACAUUUGUCCCAUUGAUACCUCGACUGAGUUCGAAACUGGGUCAUGCUGGGUCAAAAACUAGGUCACUAGGUCAAAAAAUAGAAAAACCUUGUGAACACUGUAGAAGUCACAUUUGAUGCCCAAUCUUCAUGUUACUUUGUCAAAAUGUUUGUAUAAAUGAUAUGUUGGUUGAUUUCAAAAAUGGUUCCGGUCCGUUGAAAAACAUGGCCGCCAGUGGGCGGGGCAGUUUUCCUUUUUUGGCUAUAGAGAAACCUUGUAAACACACUAGAAGUCACAAUUUUUGCCCAAUCAUCAUGAAAGUUGGUCAGAACAUUGGUUCAAUUGAUGUCUCGGACAGGUUUGAAAAUGUUCGAGAUUGGUGAAAAAACAUGGCCGCCAGUGGGCGGGGCAUUUUUCUCUAUAUGUAUAUAGUGAAAACAUGUCAACACUCUAGAGGUCACAUUUUUGGCCCAAUUUUCAUGAAAUUUUGUCAGAACUUUUCUUUCCUAGAUAUGUGAGUUAAGUUUGAAAAUGGUUCCGGUCUGUUGAAAAACAUGGUUGCAAGGGGGAUGUGGCAGUUUUCCUUAUAUUUAUAUAGUGAAAAGGCUUGCAAACAAUCAUGAAUUAAGGUCAUGGCAUGUGAGACAACUCUUCUAAAUAUUGCAUUUAAGAAUACAGUAGUUACUCCUUUUAGCUUUGAUUAUUAAUGUUUUCAUAAUAAUACAGUGUAGUUGUGUUUCAUUUAUGUGUUAAUUGUUAUUUGAGGUUGGAUGUUUUUAUGCCCCCUUUCGAAGAAAAGGGGGCAUAUAGUGAUCGGACUGUCCGUCCGUCUGUCUGUCUGUCUGUCCGUCUUUCCGUCCCACUUUGCAUUUAGGUUUCCAAAAAUGCUCACAACUUCUAUGUCCCUUGAGGUAUAACCUUCAUAUUUGGUAUGCAUGUGUAUAUGGACAAGGCCUUUCCUUAUGCACACAUUUUUUAGCCUUGUUACCUUGACCUUGAACUUAGGGUCCGCGUUUAGGUUUCAAAAUCUGCGUUUAGGUUUCGAAAAAUGCUCAUAACUUCUAUGUCCCUUGAGAUAUAACCUUCAUAUUUGGUAUGCAUGUGUAUAUGGACAAGGCCUUUCCAUACGCACAACAUUUUUUACCCCUUUGACCUUGACCUUGAACUUAGGGUCCGCGUUUAGGUUUCGAAAUCUGCGUUUAGGUUUCAAAAAAUGCUCAUAACUGCUAUGUCCCUUGAGAUAUAACUUUCAUAUUUGAAAUGCAUGUGUAUAUGGACAAGGCCUUUCCAUCUAAAUCUGCCUUUAGGUUUGAAAAAUGCUCAUAACUUUUAUGUCCCUCAGGGGACAAAAAUUGCACUCGUCCGCUCGUAUUGACGAGUGAAAUCUUGAAAGGACGAGUGAAUUUCCCUAAAGCUCUCGUCCUACAGGACGAGUGAAAAAAAACUGAUGUUAAAAUAUAUGUUUUCUGACCAGUAAGACUCUUUUUCAUUAAAUAAAAUCAUUUCUUAAAGCAUAUCUAUUCCGAAAUAAGAACGAUAAUGAACCAGAAAUCGUAAUUGAAAAUUUUAUACAGCAGGUGCGCGUUGUUAUGCGAGACUGUGUCCAGAGUAAAUAUUGGCUUUUUGGUGUAAACUGUGCGCGUCCAUGUUGACAGGGAACCAUCUGACUUCAUUCACUGUAAGUAUUGAUUUUUUUAAAGAAUUAUUUUACUGCGAAGUACGGUUUUAAACCAGUCUGAAUUUCAUCUGAAAAAUGUCUGACAUACGAGCGUUCUUUAAAGGGGGCACGAGCGAUGUUCAACCAUCCGAAAUGGAAAACACGCAAGCAUUAGAAAAAGGAAAAAACAAAUUUGUCUUCAUUUAUUUAUUUUGUGUUCCUCAUAAAUAAAGUAAGUUAACAUUUCUUCUGUGAUCAGCUGGCAUGAAUAACUAAGUAAGCAGCAUUUUAGCAGUGAUAUAGGAAACAUUGUUAGUCACAUCAGUCCUUUGCAAUCUUUCUUUCACACAUAUUUGAAGGACAAGUGCAUGUGUUUGCAGGACGAGUGAAAAUUUUAAUGCACUUGUCCUGCAGGACGAGUGCAAUUUAUAAAUAUUUUUGUCCCCUGUCCCUUGAGAUAUAACCUUCAUAUUUGGUAUGCAUGUGUAUAUCGACAAGGCCUUUCCAUACGUACACAUUUUUUUACCACUGUGACCUACACUGUCCGUCAGUCCGCAUUUGCUUUGUAAACACUCUAGCAUUCACAUUUCUCAAGCAUUCUUUAUCAAAGUUGCUGAAAGAUCUCAGUAAAGUUUGAUGAUUAGCAAAAUCACAUAAUUAAUUCCAUAAUUAUUGCCCUUAGAUUGUCCAAAUUUUCAUAAUAUUAUACAAAAUCCUUAUAAGCAAAGUUUGAUGAUUGAUGUUUGGGGGGUCAACUCAAAAUAUAGGUCAACAUUUCAAAUCUUACAAAAACAAAAACACUCCCUACGCCAGAGCUUUGGUUCAAUAAUGAUGAAACUUGACCAGGAUGUUUGUCUGGUCAAUAUCUAGGUCAUGUUUGACAUUAGGUAAAGAUUGAAUGAACCGACUCCUCUCAGGUGAGCGAACUAGGGCCAUCUUGGCUCUCUUGUUUGACCUUGUGGUUUCUUUUUUAUUAAGAAAAGUAUUGUUCCUUUGGCUGUUUGUAAUAGUUAUUAUGCCCCCCUUCGAAGAAGAGGGGGUAUAUUGCUUUGCUCAUGUCGGUCGGUCCGUCCGUCUGUCCGUCCGUCUGCCAGGUGGUUGUCAGACGAUAACUCAAGAACGCUUGGGCCUAGGAUCAUGAAACUUCAUAGGUACAUUGAUCAUGACUUGCAGAUGUCCCCUAUUGAUUUUGAGGUCACUAGGUCAAAGGUCAAGGUCACAGUGACCCGAAAUAGUAAAAUUGUUUCCGGAUGAUUACUCAAGAACGCAUACGCCUAGGAUCAUGAAACUUCAUGGGUAGAUUGAUCAUGACUCCCAGAUGACCCCUAUUGAUUUUGAGGUCACUAGGUCAAAGGUCAAGGUCACGGUGACCCGAAAUAGUAAAAUGGUUUCCGGAUGAUAACUCAAGAACGCAUACGCCUAGGAUCAUGAAACUUCAUGGGUAGAUAGAUCAUGACUCGCAGAUGACCCCUAUUGAUUUUGAGGUCACUAGGUCAACGGUCAACGUCACGGUGACCCGAAAUAGUAAAAUGAUUUUCGGAUGAUAAUUCAAGAACGCAUAUGCCUAGGAUCAUGAAACUUUAUAGGUACAUUGAUCAUGACUCACAGAUGACCCCUAUUGAUUUUGAGGUCACUAGGUCAAAGGUCAAUGUCACGGUGACCUGAAAUAGUAAAAUGAUUUUCGGAUGAUAACUCAAGAACGCAUAUGCCUAGGAUCAUGAAACUUCAUAGGUAGAUUGAUCAUGACUCGCAGAUGACCCCUAUUGAUUUUGAGGUCACAAGGUCAAAGGUCAAGGUCACGGUGACCCGAAAUAGUAAAAUGAUUUUCGGAUGAUAACUCAAGAACGCUUUUGCCUAGGAUCAUGACACCUCAUAGGUACAUUGAUCGUGACUUGCAGAUGACCCCUAUUGAUUUUCAGGUCACUAGGUCAAAGGUCAAGGUCACAGUGACAAAUGUCGUAUUCACACAAUCGCUGCCAGUACAACGGACAGCCCAUAUGGGGGGCAUGCAUGUUUUACAAACAGCCCUUGUUGAUAUCUUGGAUUAAUUUGAAAAUGGUUACAUUUGCUUGAAAAACAUGGCUGCUAGGGGCGGGGCAUUUUUCCUUGUAUGGCUAUAGUGAAAUCUUGUUAACACUCUAGAGGCCACAUUUAUAGUCCCAUCUUCAUGAAACUCGGUCAGAAGAUUUAUCCAAAUAAUAUCUUGGACGAGUUAAAAAAUGAUGCCAGUUGGUUGAAAAACAUGGCCACCACUGGGGCGGGGCAUUUUUCCUUAUAUGGCUAUAGUAAAACCUUGUUAACACUCUAGGGGUCACAUUUAUUUUCCGAUCAUCAUGAAACUGGGUCAGAAGAUUUGUCCCAAUAAUAUCUUGGAUCAGUUCGAAAAUGGUUUUGGUUGCUUUUAAAAAAAUGGCCACCAGGGGCGGGGAAUUUUUCCUUAUAUGGCUUUAGUAAAACCUUGUUAACACUCUAGAAGCCACAUUUAUUUUCCGAUAUUCAUGAAACUUGGUCAGAAGAUUUGUCCCAAUAAUAUCUUGUUAUCUCAGGUGAGCGACUUUGGGCCCCUCAGGCCUUCUUGUUGUUGAAACCCAUUGUAACAAAAUGGAAAGAUUGAAUCAUACUUGCAUUUUUGCUAUGUUUAUCUUUAGGAUAUAAAUAUAUGAAUCCAAUACAGUUCUUAACCACUGGUGGUACAUUUCAAGCUGAAUAUUAUUUGAAAAAGUAUAUAAAGUAAAGCAUUGUUUGUUGUUUGACUGCAUUUUACAUAAUGUUUUCAUGUUUGACCACAAGGGUUACUUAAAAGAAUUGUCUUUUUUUGGUACUUAAAAUUACAGCAUAAAACACAACGUGCUAUAGUCCCAAGUGAUAUGUGUUGUUAAGCUAGACAUGAUGUACAUGUAACUUAAGUCUAUGUUGUUUAUUUUAAAGCAACCUCUUUUGCCAUGGUUUGGUGUGACCUAAAAUCAUCUUUUAUUUAUGUUUAAGUGGAAUGUAUGUGCUUAAAGCAUUUGUUCGACUGUCCUGAGUGUGAUGUGUUAAAGUGGGACACUUUGUCUAAUAAAAUCAUCUGUGAAUUUAA